GGGCUCAUUACACUCCGCUUUGCGGAUCAUAGACAAGUUGGGUGUGUGAGAAAUAGUUAGGUCUACACACACAUCCAAUCUAGUUUCUGCCAUAUUGCUUUCACCUAUUCAGUCUGAUCAUUUCGGGAAAGGGAGUGAGCGAGGAUGCAAGGGAGGAAGCAUCACAUAGAAUGAAAUACAGCCAGUGUGCAGCGAAAAGCACCCAAACUUCUGCGCACGUAAACAUCGCAAACAUUCAUUCAAGAAUGCCGGCGAAAGAUGGAAGUUCCGUUAUUUUGAUGUCUUUCUUGACGACGAGGUGCUGAUGGCAUAGUGGUGUGAGUAAUGGCAUGGCCCAGAGUCCCAUGCCUCCUGUUGAUCCUGCUGCUCCUACUACACACCUGCUUACCUCAACCAGGACCUCCAUCUCCUCCCUCCACUCCACAGUGUCACAUCCCCUAUACGGAGGGACGACAGGCAGAUAUCCACUGUUUCUGGGAUCCAGGACAGGACCCACAGAUCCCCACCUCCUACAGCCUGCAUUGGAAUUCUACGGAGGGCAUUAGCAGCGCGGUGGAGGGCACCAAUGUGAGUGGCGUGAUCCCUCGUGAACUUUACACCAGUUACAGUGACCUGACUGUGUUGGUCAAAGCUGCGAACCAGCAUGGCUCUGCCACGUCUACAAUGGCUGCCUUCAACACUGGCGAUAUCAAAAAGCCACCCACCCCUGAAAUCACUCACUAUUGCCCUCAGCCUCUGGAGAUCUACUGGAUUGUGCAGUGUGAGGAUCAAGGCAGCUCUGACCAACUCUGUGAGGUCCAGUAUCGUACCCAGGACCAGCAGGGCUGGACUCAGAAAGAGGACAUCCUACGCAGCUUCCUGCUCCUGACUCCACGGCCCUACACUGUUUAUGAGUUCCAGGUGCGCUGUGCCUGUGAGGGCCCUCAGGCCCUGAUGAGUGACUGGAGCUCAGUCUACAAAGCAUGGAGUUCUGAGUCAGCGCCUGUGAAAGCAUUGGAUGUGUGGAGUGACUGUGGAGUCACCUCUGAGCCACCUCAAUGUGCCCUUAUGUGGAAGGAGAUGCCCACCUGGUUGGUUCAGGGGAAGGUGCUGGGGUACGUGGUGACAUUAUCAUACAGUAACGGGACAGUGGCGGUUGUGAACGUGUCCAUGUCAGAGCCUGGUGACCUUUGUGUCUGUCAAGAGAAGAGAUGCCGCUUCACACCCUCUCUGCGGGGUGUAUCAGGGGUGGAUGUGUCCGUCUACAAUUCCCAGGGUGCCACCAAACCUGCUCCCCUAGCUCUACCCACAUCAGGUCUACAGUUGCCAGAGCUAUCCUUCACUGUGAACCAGGAUAUAUUGAGCCUCAAUGUAUCCUGGUCUCUGCCACCCCAGCCCAUUGAAAACAUGCAUGAGUAUGUGGUGCAGUACAAGCAGGUGGGACUUCCUCCGACACAGGGCUUUGAUUGGAUAAAAGUGCACCAAAAUCAUACGUCAAUCAUUUUAAGAGGUGAUUUUGAGAACCACACUGCCUACAAUGUGUCAUUGUUUGCAGUGUUCAUCAACAGUAGUUGCCUGCUUGCGUCUGCAAUCUCGUAUUCUCUUCAUGGACUCCCACCCAAAGUGACUGAGUUCAAGGUCCAGUACAUCUCUGACUCUAAUGUGACUUUGUCCUGGCAACACAUCUCCCUGACCCAGAGUAAGGGGCUCAUACUGUGCUAUCAGCUGGUAUUAAACAACGUUACAGUGUACAACGUGAGUAGGGACCAGAACAGCCUUCAUCUGUUAAGACUUACGUCGGGUCACCACCAGGUUUGGAUCAGGGCUGAGACUAAGGCUGGACUGGGACCCAGUGAAACCAUCACCUUCUCUACUGAGAACAGCCCUG
Salvelinus fontinalis (brook trout) is the source of this 1867-nucleotide messenger RNA. RefSeq names its product interleukin-12 receptor subunit beta-2-like. Lineage: Eukaryota; Metazoa; Chordata; Actinopteri; Salmoniformes; Salmonidae. Gene Ontology annotation, molecular function: protein binding. The record is from RefSeq and is a predicted model, not a curated record.